Messenger RNA from Geosmithia morbida, 1758 nucleotides. Its product is annotated as adenosine deaminase CECR1. Gene Ontology annotation, molecular function: adenosine deaminase activity. Bases 1 to 1758 code for a protein of 585 amino acids. The record is from RefSeq and is a predicted model, not a curated record. The transcript has 2 exons. Gene Ontology annotation, biological process: inosine biosynthetic process; adenosine catabolic process. NCBI's taxonomy places the organism in Eukaryota, Fungi, Ascomycota, Sordariomycetes, Hypocreales, Bionectriaceae.
AUGCCCCUCACCCAGGAAGAAUGGGACGAAGUGUCCCAGGACAUACCGUCCACAUCAGACCCUUUCCUUCAGAAAUACCUCGCCGGGCGAGCCAAUCUCAUCGAGCAGGAGAAGGCGUCCCGGUCGGAUGCGGCGUUCCGCGCGUCCAUGACGCCCAUUGCUCGGCGAGCAUGCGCCAUCGUCGACGCCAUUCGCUCGCGCGAGAUGGAGACGACCUGGCGGCCCGGCAGCGGUCAGGUCGACGGCGACAAGGCCGGCAGGAGCACCGUGUUCCCCGGGAUGAUGUUCCCCCUGGCAAAGGAGCGCAUGGAGAGUACCAAGCUGUGGACCAUCAUGCGGCGCAUGCCCAAGGGGGCCCUGCUGCACGCCCACAUGGACGCCAUGGUCGAGUUCGACUUCCUGCUGGAGCAGCUCCUGUCCAUGCCGGGCAUGCACAUGCGCAGCGACAGGCCUCUCGUGGACGCCACGGCCAUGGAGAAUUCCAGGGUCGAGUUUCGCUAUCGCGAGCGGGAAGUGGUGGCGGAUGGGCAGGGCAGCAUGUGGCAGAGCGGAUAUGAGCCGGGACGGUUCCUGCUGCUCACCAGCGUGGCGGACGGGUUCCCUCGGGGGAGAGCAGGGUUCCUGGCCUGGCUCAAGGGGAGGUGCACUCUGCACGUGGAGGAUUCGCACGACCACCAUCUCGGGAUAGAUGCCAUCUGGGAAAAGUUUGCCAGGUGCUUCGUCGUCGUGGCGUCCAUCAUCCACUACGAGCCCAUGUUCCGUGCCUUUCUUAGACGGCUGAUGAGGCAGCUCAAGGAUGACGGUGUAAACUGGGCCGAACUACGCUUUACGUGGCCGCUUAAUUACUGCCGCGAUAGACAGGAGACACCGGAAAAGGACUACGUGCACAUGUUCGAGGUGCUGGACGAGGAGAUCACGCGCUUCAAGGAAUCGCCCGAGGGACAGGGCUUCUGGGGUCUGACGACAAUCUGGACCAGCCUGCGCAGCUCGUCCACGCGGCCUCUGGUCGAGAGCAUGGACCACUGCAUCGCCACCAAGAUGGCCUUCCCGCACCUGCUGGCUGGCUACGACGUCGUGGGGGCCGAGGACCUGGGACGCCCGCUGGUCGACCUGCUCCCGGAACUCUUCUGGUUCCGCAAGCAGUGCGCCCAGGAGGGCGUGAACCUGCCCUUCUUCUUCCACGCGGGCGAGACGCUGGGCGACGGGUCCGACACGGACCAGAACCUGUUCGACGCCAUCCUCCUGGGCACGCGGCGCAUCGGCCACGGCUACAGCCUGUACAAGCACCCGCUGCUCGUCGACAUGGUCAAGGAGAAGCGCAUCCUCGUCGAGUCGUGCCCCAUCUCCAACGAGGUGCUGCGCCUGUGCAGCUCCGUCCUCGCGCACCCCCUGCCCGCCCUGCUGGCCCGGGGUGUGCCCUGCUGCCUGUGCAACGACGACCCGGCCAUGAUGGGCCAGAACACGGCCGGCAUGUCCCACGACUUCUGGCAGGCCAUACAGGGGUGGGAGAACCUGGGGCUCGCCGGGCUCGGAAGCCUGGCCGAGAACAGCGUCCGCUGGGCGUCGUUCGAGGACCAGGAUCAGAGUGCCUGGGUAAAGGGCGUCAGGGAGGCCAGCGCCGGCGAGGGCGUCAAGGCUGAGAGGUUGCGGCAAUGGCAAGUCGAGUGGGAGGCGUUCUGCCUCUGGAUCGUGACCGAGUUUGACGAAGAGCUCGGUCCGGCCGAGGACGACAGGGCAGGAGAUGUGAGCGCCCAGUAG